Messenger RNA from Dunckerocampus dactyliophorus (ringed pipefish), 3143 nucleotides. RefSeq names its product N-sulfoglucosamine sulfohydrolase (sulfamidase) (gene sgsh). The coding region runs from base 551 to 1861 and encodes 436 amino acids. Gene Ontology annotation, biological process: glycosaminoglycan catabolic process; heparan sulfate proteoglycan catabolic process. Lineage: Eukaryota; Metazoa; Chordata; Actinopteri; Syngnathiformes; Syngnathidae. The record is from RefSeq and is a predicted model, not a curated record. The transcript has 10 exons. Gene Ontology annotation, molecular function: N-sulfoglucosamine sulfohydrolase activity.
GUUGGAGUUAUUUGCGGAAGACGUGGCAAGUUCGUGUUUUGACGCGGUAGGGUGGCUGUUAUUGUAACAACGUAACAACAUAACAAUGUAACCUCUUUCAUUCACUGUACUUAAGUGUAGUACAUUUUAACUACACGCAAAUCCUAAAGCACGUUACCUUUACACUGAACAAGGUUAUCAACAUUACCAUGUUGCUUCAGAUCCUCUGUUGCCUUGCACUUUUGUUUUCUUUUGCCCAGUCAAAGACAAGGAAUGUACUUCUAAUCAUCGAGCCCUGCGAUUGGCUGGCGACCAGUCCAGGGUGUACCCCGCCUGUCGCCCGAAGUCAGCUGGGAUAGGCUCCAGCAUGCCCCCGCGACCCUAAUGAGGAUGAAGCGCUGACGAUGCCGGUUUUGAGACAGAUGUGUACAAUAAUUCGGUGGUCCACACCCCUCACCUGCAUUCGCUGGCUGAGCGUAGCCUCGUCUUCAACAACGCUUUCACAUCUGUCAGCAGCUGUUCCCCCAGUCGCUCCACUAUCCUCACUGGCCUGCCACAGCACCAGAAUGGUAUGUAUGGCCUCCACCAAGGCGUGCAUCAUUUUAACUCCUUUGAUGGCGUUCAAAGUCUGCCGCUGCUCCUCAGCCAAGCUAACAUACACACAGGCAUCAUUGGAAAAAAACAUGUCGGCCCUGGGUCCGUAUACCCGUUUGACUUUGCCUACACGGAGGAAAACAACUCCGUCCUGCAGGUGGGGAGGAACAUCACCCGCAUCAAACUUCUUGUUCGGAAGUUUUUCCAGACCCAUAAAGGGGAAGCCUCUGUGAGGAAGCAGAAAGCCGAAGAAAGUAGUAACAAAGAUGAAGAGAGGCCUUUUUUCCUCUAUGUCGCCUUCCAUGACACCCACCGCUGUGGACACUCCCAGCCCCAGUAUGGAGCCUUCUGUGAAAAGUUUGGGAAUGGGGACAUGGGGAUGGGGAAAAUUCCAGACUGGACUCCACAGUAUUACACACCACAACAAGUUAAGGUUCCUCCCUUUGUGCCGGACACGCCUGCAGCACGAGCGGACUUGGCUGCUUUGUACACGACUGUUAGCAGGCUGGACCAGGGUAUUGGAUUGAUCCUUCAGGAGCUCAGGGAUGCUGGUUAUGAAAAUGACACUUUGGUCAUCUACAGCUCUGACAACGGCAUCCCCUUCCCCAACGGCAGAACCAACCUGUACCGCUCCGGCACGGCAGAGCCCAUGCUGGUGUCCUCUCCUGAGCACAGGAGUCGAUGGGGAGACAGGAGUCAGGCCUACGUCAGCUUACUGGACAUCACCCCCACCGUCCUGGACUGGUUUUCCGUCCCCUACCCGUCAUACAGUCUUCCCGGCGGCAUGGCUGUCCCGGUCCACCUCACGGGUCGUUCUUUGCUGCCCGCCCUGGUCGCUGAGCCCAUCGACUGGCACACCGUCUUCGCCAGCCAAUCAUUGCACGAGGUCACCAUGUAUUACCCAACCCGCUCCGUCCAUCAGGGGCCGUACCACCUCCUCCACAACCUCCACUACCGCAUGCCCUUCCCUAUCGACCAGGACCUGUACGUGUCCGCCACUUUCCAGGACCUGCUGAACCGCACCAGGCGGAGUGAGCCCACACACUGGCUGAAAAGUCUGCAGCAGUAUUACUACCGAGACCGCUGGGAGCUGUACGACACCAGGAGAGACCCUCUGGAAACAAAGAACCUGGCGUCAGACGCGUCCUACAGUCAAGUGCUGGACAGCCUGAGACAGUGUCUGCAGAAAUGGCAGUGGGACACGGGGGACCCGUGGGUUUGUGGAGCAGACUACGUCCUGGAGGACAAGCUGGAGCCACAGUGCAGACCACUGUACAACGGACUGUAAAUGCUGCUUUCCGUCGACUGGUUGGUCUGCACAAAGGUACUUUCUGCUUCAUAAUCCCGUUUAUUUCUGUGUUUGUAUGCCAGGCUGCUUUUAACGCUCCUAAAGAAAUAAUUCACUUAUCAUUUUCAUGAUGUUGCUGGAUGAUUUGAUCAGUCUCAAGGGUCUCUAGUCUGGUCGUGUAUUCUUAUCGUCUUACGCUACCUGACAUUUAAGCAUUUGGGAUGAUUGAACUGGAGCCCAUGCAUGGGACAGUAAAUUGAUCAGAAAAUGACUUUAUUGGUAAAGCUCACGCUUUCAAGCUAGUUGACUGAAAUGUCUUUGAAAGACCAGACCUCAUUGGACAGGUUCCAUGUGCCCUUGUAACAUAAAAGAGACAACAGGGUUGGUUUAGUAUUUUAGUGUGUGUCAAUCCCGCCAAAGAUGAAGACCACGUAGCAGUUUUACCAGUCAGGUUGAUUGCGAAGCUGAAGUUCAGCAGCUUCCGGUUACCUUUUCAAGUGGAAGGAACUUAAUGUUUGUCCUGAUUUUUUGCCACACUUCUGGUGUGAAAACAUUUUAGACGUUUUAGGUAAGACCUUCCCGCGACCCUAGUGAGGACAAGCGGCAUAGAAAGUGGAUACAUGGCGUGUGAGACAUUGACUUUGGCUGACACUCACUCUUGUAUUUGUGAACCCUUUUUAUUUGUGAAAAUGCAAUAAAGGCACAUUUCUUUGUUUUCCCAGCAUCUAGACCACAGUAGACCAGGUCCACUUGGUAAACCACUGUAGAGACGAGACUUCUCAGCUGUGUAUUAGGUUCAUCUACAGACCCCGCAGGUUCAUAAAAACAGUUUCUGACCUGUGAAACCUACAUUUUAUUUGUGAAAAUGCAAAAAAGGCAAUUUCUCCAGUUUGUUUCAGCAUCUAGACCACAUUAGAUCAGGUCUAGUUAAAAAAAAACAAAAAAAAACUAACGGCUGUGCCUAGACUUUUCAAGUCUGGUCUUGAUUUCUCUUCAGACCCUGCAGGUUCUUAAAAACACAGUUUCUGAUUUGUGAAGUCGUCAUUCUAUUUGUGAAAAUGCAAUAAAGGCACAUUUCUUUGUGUUUCCAGUAUGUAGACCACAGUAGACCCGGUCCGCUUUGUAAACCCCUGUAGCUAGCCUUCUUAACUCCGUAGUCGAUUCAUCUACAGACCCUCACUUUGUGAUUUAUGAAAGCUUUAUUCUAUUCAUGAAAGUGUAAUAAAGGCAAAUUUCUCAUUUAUUUUCAGCAUCUGCACUUUGAAAACCGCUCUACCUUUGU